Molecule: messenger RNA, 10164 nt
Organism: Oikopleura dioica
Lineage: Eukaryota; Metazoa; Chordata; Appendicularia; Copelata; Oikopleuridae
Source: the annotation of a GenBank genome assembly
AUGAAGCAACUGCUCACCGUUUUCGCCGCCGUUUACGGCGCCGAAGAAGGUAGUGACCGUGGGUACUACGGUCCCAGCUAUCAAUCGGGCUACCAGAAGCCUUAUCAAAAGCAGCCCUACAAGGAAACCUACCAGGCUUCCAAUUACAAGCCCAAUCCAGGUUAUCAGAAUCAGGGGACAUAUGUUAGUCAGCCAGGUUAUGGACAAGCCACAGGAAAAUGCGCUGUUCCUCCAGCAAAGGGAGGUUACUGGACUUGCCGAUUAAAGCUCGCGCGAAAACGUCGAGAAGGCGAAGAAGAGGGUGAUGAUAGAGGAGCAUAUGUCAAUUACAACGGCUACGUAAAGGAAUGUUCGCUCACCUGUCAUCCCGGCUGGGAGCUUGUCGGCAGUGCCACAGCCGAGUGUAACUCUCAAACUGGGUUCUGGUACAACAGUGCAAGCGGUUACUGCAAGCAACUCGUAAAAUGUACAGAUUUAACGGCUGUCUACGGAUCAUACACGUGCAGUGGAGAUAUUUAUAACCGAAAGUGUACAUUGAAAUGCCCAAGAUACUGGUUCUCGCGAACUGGAGUCAAUGAGUUCGAAUGCACUGAAGGAAGAUGGAACGGAAACUCCGAUUGCGAAUUUGUGAAUAAAUGCCAAGAUCCACCACGAGGAGAAAACUAUGCUUAUCAAUGCUCAAUUCAACCUUGCCAGCAGUACGAUCCGUAUGAUCAAUAUUUACCAUCAAAUGCUCCCCCAUACAAUCAGCAGUAUGUGAACAAGUACAAGCAGCAAGCUAAUGCAUACGUCAGCAAAAAUCCUUACAAAAAGAGUCCUAUCCCCAUUUCUGCUUAUACAGAAGCUGAUAAGAAGCGAAAGAAUAAGAAGAACAACCAGAAUAAAGGUCGACGCCGAAGAGAAGAAGAAGACGAGGCUCAAGACCGAAGCGCCUGGGACGAUGAAACUGAAGAAAACAGCUACAGAGGGUACAAUGAUCCUUACCAAGUCGGUAGCCCUUACAGUUACCCCGGUCCAGAUCUUUGCUACGUCUGUUACCUAAAAUGUGACCCUGUCCAUCGAGCAACUGCUGGUUACAGAGCUCAGUGCUCGUUGUCUGACGGAAAAUGGUUUGAAAAGGCUAUCGGAACUUGCAAUUUCGAGCAUUAUUGCUACUGGCCAUCUGCUGGCCCGAUGGGUUACUACCAGUGCUACGAUAAUCUUCUUAAUCUUGGGUACUAUGAUCAGGGACACUCUCUCAUUCCUCAACCAGGAUCUGCUUACGUCGGAGGAUACGGCAGCAAUUAUGGAAGUGCGUACCCUAACAAAAAUUAUGGUAGCUCUUACGGAAAGCCAUAUUCUAACCCACCAUAUGGUCGAAAGCGAAGAGAGGGAGAAGAUGAAUCUGAACCGCAAGGCGAGGAAGUAUCAGGCCGAGGAUAUUAUGGAGGCGGUUAUGGAAAUAGCUACAGCGGCCAAACUACUGUCAAGGUCACUCAGACAUCAACCAAGGUGACAAAUGUCCAGCAGACAACCGUCGUUGUUAACUAUGCCUGGUGGGAUGCAAAACUUACUUGUCGAAUCUUCUGCGCUCGAUUCCACAAGCCAAAGAAUGGCCAAAAAGAAGCAAAAUGUUCGCUCAAGACGUCAUACUGGAGCCCCGGACCAACUCAAUGUGUUUACUCUUCUCCAUGCCGAACUCCUUCCACACCUUAUGGUGUCUUCCAGUGUUGGGAACAGACUAUCCCAGAAGAUGAUGAUUACAGUUACACCCGAACGGACUCCUUCGAAAAGGGUGAAUUUGCUCGAAAACGUCGAGAAACAAACGGCACCGAGGAAAUGUCAUCUGAAGACCUCUUUGAGCUCGAAUCAGAUGACUUCUACACCGGUGUUGAAGAUUUCGAUCCAUUUUCCCACGAAAAACAAACUAUUGUUGGCCGUGGAAAGAAAUGGGGUGUUCCAAACGCGCCUGAAGUUGACAAGUCAAAAUGGAACUUCUCUGUCAAAAAAGAGUGCGUCCUCUCUUGUAACGACUGCUACAGCCCAACAACCCAGCGAGCGGUUUGCAUCAAUGGUGUCUGGCUUGAGAACUACAAGCCAGGAAAGUGCAAUCACUGGCGACACUGCCCAGACGAACCAUGGUGGGAUCAAGGACAAGGUCAGUGGGAUUGCAAAGAUGCCGGAAAAUUCCGAACUUGCAACCUUCGAUGUCGACGAUUCUACAUCGGUGCUCCAAUUGUUCCCGCACUUGCUCCUCCACCAAAUUACAACCCAAUGCAAGGACAAGGGGGUGCUCGAUGCAAGCCAAUUCAUGAACUUGACAAUGGUUGGUGGCAAUGUAAGACUGAGAAGAAACCAUACACAUGCCGAGUUAUGUGUAAUCAAGGAUUCGUGCCAUCUACUGAUGCUCUCCUUGAGGCUACUUGUGAAAACGGCCAGAUGUUCCCUUCAAUGCCUAAAAAGAAGACCGCAUGGGGUUGCGUCGCUGGCGCCUGUGAUCCCGAUAAAUUCGGCGCUUCCUGUUGGGGACAUGGUGACGCUUGGGGCGAGUUUAGCAGCUAUCUCCACACUGUCGGUGUCAAUGCCGGAUACGAAGGCAGCUAUGGUGAUAAGAGCUACGGCUCGAGUUACGGACGAAAGAGACGAUCCGAAGGUGAUGACUACUGGGAAUAUGACGAGGACUAUACUGACGGAAGUAGCACUGACGGUUUCGGUCGAAGCUACUCUUCUGGCAAAGGCUAUUCCUCGCAAUAUCCAGCAGGAUACAACCCAAUGAUCUCCCUGACAUCCAAGUGCGAUAACUGCAACGGACAGUGGGAGAAUCAAGUUCAUUGUAUUUUCAACACUCGAUGUCUUGAUGUUCCACCGAGAAUCAACAAUGCUUACGUCGAAUGUCAGAGAAUCAUCGAGGAAACAGAGAAUAAACGAAGCACAAUCACUACAGAUAACCACGUUUGCAUGGUUCAAUGUCAUGAAAAUUAUGCUAUCCAACAAGGAUCGUGCCAAACAGCGCCUGCCAGCACUAAGGGAGGAUCUAAAGGAGGAAGAGGUCGACGACAAGCUUAUCCCAACCAAUAUGCUGGAUCUUACAAGCCAAAUUACGCUGGAUCUUAUAAGCCUGGAUACGGAGCGUCUUACGUCGGAUCUUCUUCUCAGUCUGUUUCCUAUUCUCAAACUCACUCCACAAGUGGAUAUAGCACUUCCUAUGGAUCAACGGACUAUCACAAGAUUCCAGUCAAGUAUGAAAAUAAACCCUACAAUACUGUCGGACAAGUGACCAUUCAACACGAAGAAGAGGUUGAAUACUACGAUCCAGAACAACCAGGAGCUAUGCGAUGCAACGCUGAGUCCGGCGAAUGGGAUUCGUGGUGCAAGUGCGAAUGGAACCUCAAAUGUGAAAAGCCAGAAAAACCAAAUGCAAAGUACGACUGCUGGGAAGAGGAUGGUAUGACAGUUUGCCAGCUUACAUGCAAGGGCAACGGUCAAUUUGUCCCCGCCAAAUGGUCGGACACUUGGAAAUUCUCCUGCAAGCGUGGUAUCUGGAUCGGAAAGGAACCACAGGGCUGCAAGUACGAACCUCCAUGUGAAAAAUACAAAGUUUCACAAGCAAAAAUGACUAACUGCAAGAAAGAGCGAUGUCAGGCUCCACUUGCUGUUUACCAAGAGAAGAUGCCUGGACAGCGAUUCUACGAAGGAGCUUCUUACGGUGGACCUUCACCCGGACAAUAUGCUGCCUCAACUCAAUAUGCUAACUCACCAUACUCAAGCACCAAAAAGGGACGAAAGCGACGAGAGACUGAAGAUGAAGAAUACGAAGGAACUGUUGAGGUCGACGAAGAUGGCGAUUUCAUGACAUUCAAAUACGUUGAUGGUGUCCCAGUUAUGGAUCCAGUUGAUUCUUACGAAGGUGAAGAUGCUGGAGAACCAGAACCAUACAUGGAAGACAUCGACUACGAUGAUCAAGACGAAGAAUCACGAUUCGGCCGAACUGACUUGGGCGAAGAACGAGGCAAAAUCAAAAAGAAUCAAAAGAAGAAACAAAGCAGCACUAAAAAUUCUGUCACAUAUUCUGGAUUCGGAACUUGCAUGUCUCGACGACGAGUCUCAUACGGUUGGAUUCACUGUUACGCAUCUGGUGCAUACAACCCUGUUCAUGGCUACGAAAAGCCAAUUUAUUAUGGAAAAGGCUAUGAUUCUAGCAAGUACAACACUUACAAGCAACAAGUUUCAUACGGUUACAUCAAGGCCGUCGAUACCUCUAAUGGAGAUAUGACCUACGGCAAGCCAGGAGCACCAGCUAAAAAUAACUACUAUGGUCAGCGAUUAACAGCCAAGAAGGAAUGCGAAGCUGAAAUCCUUAUGCCAAAUGGACAUUUGGACUGCCGAGAAGUUGGUGAGAGCUCCGUCUGCAAACUCAGAUGUGAUGCUGAUCAUACACCGGCUCAAAUGAACCAGUAUGCCUCCUGCACCGACGGUGAAAUCAGCCAACAGCUUUCUUGUGUUGCUGGAUACUGUGAUGAGUACACAUUUGGUGACUCUUGCUUCAACGUUACUGUGAACGCAGAUGAAGACGCUGAAGAGCGACGUCGACGAGAAGCAGAAGGAUCAGGCGAUGACGAACCAUCAUACAGAGAUUCUGGUUUCGAUAGUGCUGAUGAGGACAUGAUGGUUCUUUAUGAUUCUGAUGAAGAUGAAUCUGUUCAGCGAUCCCUUGCUCGAACAUAUUCGACGGCUAAACCCGUUGCUCAACCCGGAGCUACUGCCUACUGUCAGUUAAUCUGUGAUAAGAAUUCGUACCCACAGGGACAGACCCAUUUCGAAUGUAAUUCCGCUACUGGUGCUUUCACGCCGUCUAUCAUGGGCUGUAAACGAGACGCUCCUUUGACCAAGAUUACCGAGGAAGUCAAAAAAGUCGUCAACGGUAAUGUUUGGACUACAUGCACUGUUUGCGAUGUCAACUGCAAGAACUUCUACGUUGGUGGUGGUCAUGCUAAGUGUGUAAAGGGCUACUGGUUCGAAGAACCAACAUGCGAGAAGUACACUCCAUGUGCCAAACCAAACAAUCCUGCCCAUGGAGAAUACACUUGUGUCUACGAGCACGAAUGGAUGCCUGUUCAGACAAAUGGUUAUCAAGCCAUUCCAAACACACCAUAUGGUGGCUACAAUGGUGGUGCCUAUCCACAACCUGGAGGGUACUACAAUCCUUAUCCCGGCCGAAAGCGUCGAUCUGGUAACGAAACCGAAACUGAAGGCUCUGGUGAAGAAGAAGAAGAUCAAAAAGAAAAGCCUAAAAAGAAGAAGGAAGCUUCGCCAUGGAGAGGUGAUGUCUGGGAAGGUAACGAAGACACCUACGAAGGAAAUCUCCGAUCUCUCGAAGAUAGCCUGGAAAACAUGGGCCUCAAAUCAAUGGACGGUUACAGAUGGGAAGAUAUGGCCAGCAAGAAAAUGCUUUGCUCUCUUACAUGCGAGCCUGGAUACACGGCUGUUCAGCCUGUAUCAAUUUGCGUUGACGGAACUUGGGUUAUCCCACCAUCUUAUUGCAAGCAGGACUACAAAUGUCAACCUCCAUCACGAGAUCCCUUCGGACAGUGGUAUUGCCGAGUUGAACAGGUCGGUGGAUCAUACUACAGUUCUGGAGGAUAUGGUGGCGCUUACAAGCCAACAUAUAGCUACAAACCAUCUGGAUAUGCAAGCCCGAGCUCUUAUCCAAGCCCGCCUGCUUAUGGAGCUCCAAGUUAUCCAAAAUCCCCAGCUUAUGGCCGACGACGACGAGCUGUCGACAAACAUGGUUUCAGCGAAGUCAUUGAUCAAGAUGAACAAUCUGACCGAGACUCUGGAAUCGAUUACGAGUUCUCUGACUACAUCGCUGUUGAUAAUACUUUCAAUAUUGAUGGUUUCCGAGCUGUUUCCGAUGAUGCAGAUGAAGGAUCCAACAGAUGGGAGCAAUACAACACUAGAAAAAUGCUCGUCUGUACAUUGACUUGUUACGACGGAACCUACGGAUAUGGCUCGUCGAAGGCCAUGUGCGAUCUUUCUACUGGAUUCUGGUACCCCAAACCAGGAAAAUGUAACGCGUUCGACGGGUACUCAACAAAAUGUUCUCAGCCAUAUGCCAACUACGGUUCUUACAAAUGCUCCAAGGUUUAUGGCGAGCCAAAACCAUACAGUGAAAAGCCAAAUACCUACUACUACGGUAAUGGUAUCAAGGCCACUUACCCAGCAGCCCAAGUUUACGGAACUUGUCCAUUGAAAACAAAUGUCAGUGGUGGUUUCGUCACUUGCGAGAAGCAGGGAUACGGAUACUUCUGUCAACUUAUGUGCAGCAACGGGUACCGACCAGCCACUAGCCAGACAUUCUCUGGAUGCUCCAACGGUAAAUUCUACGUCAACAAUUUCUACUGCCAGCCUGGUUAUUGUGACCCUACCGUUUACAAGCAAUCUUGCUAUGGCUACUCGAAAGGUGGUUACAACCCACCAUCAUAUGGUAGAAAACGGCGAGAGACAACUGAGCUUGUAAGUGACGCUCACGAUGAUCAAGGGGACUUUGGAAGCACAUGGUCCGAACCAAAUGCUGUUAUGGGUCGAUACAGUUCUAGCCAUUUAGUUUGUGACUUGAACUGCUCACCUGGCUACACCCCGCAAAAUGGACGAUGGGUUGCUAAGUGCGAUGAGACAUCCGGAAAGUGGCUCAGUCCACCAACUCACUGCUCUAAAUCUCACUACAACCCCAUGUGUAAUCAGAAGUAUGUGAACGGUGGUUACCUCAGUUGCGGUUACAAGAAACAAGGGACUGCUUACACAACCUCAUGCACGCUUCAUUGCUAUGACGGAUUCGUCCCACGAGAUCCUUAUCGAACAACUUACCAGUGCAACUAUGCUUCUGGUGCUUUUACUCCUCAACCGAUCGGCUGCAAGGUGAAGACUCUUCCAUCAUACCCAGAAUAUUGCAAAGAGCCUGCCCCCAUUCCAUAUGGACAGUGGAAGUGCUAUCUCCAAGAUUAUGAUGCCCCUUACCCAUCUUCAACAACACGAACUGAGGACUGGGAUUCUAUCAAGACUGAUCCAGCACCACCUCGAAAGGGAGCUAAAAAGAUUGGCCGAAGACGACGAGAAAUCAGUGGUGCUGAUUAUUACAGCGAUGAAGUUCAAGUCAUUGGCGAUCAGCUCGAAAACAAACAUACUAAGCUUUCCAAGAAGCAAAUGAGCCGCUCUUACAACUACGGCAAGCCACAGAACUACGUCUGCCUCGCAAACUGCGAUAAUGGAUAUGCAUUCUCCGGCUCGUACAUUGCUGUCUGCCGAGUUCCUACUGGGCAAUGGCUUCAGCCACCCGCUGCAUUCUGCAACAAACAGCCCCCAGCAAACAAAUACUGUUACCGACCUCAGGUCAACUAUGGUUACUACAUCUGCGAUGAAGAUCAAUACGCUGGCUACGGUAAUGUCCAUUAUGGCCUCCUCAGAUGUAAUCUUCGAUGCAACCCUGGUUACAGACCCGCUAACGGACGAUGGGAAGCACGAUGUGAUCAGAACAACGGUAUCUGGCAGAUUCCAGCAACCAACUGUGUCCCAGAAGUCGCUACUUGCCAGAAUGUUCCUUCUCUUGACAACGGUAAUGUGGAAUGCGAAGAUUACAUCGCCGCCGACACUAACUACAUGAAGUCCGAAAGUGACGACAGCGAAGAAGAAAAGGCACCAGUUGAGGCAGUCAAGACAACUGCUAAUCCUAAGUUUACUGUUCCAACUCCUGAUCCAAAAACGCUUGUCGGCGCUACCGGCGCUUGUGAGCUUUCUCCAGCUAUCAAUGAAGUCAAGGGUGGUGUUAUGGAUUGCCGAGAAUCUUCAAGCGGCCAAGUGCUUUGCAUGAUCAAGUGCGCAGAAAACUUCCGUCCAUGGCACGGAGAGCUUAUCAUCAUCUGCAGAGAUGGUGUUUAUUACAACCGAAAGAAUCCACUCCAAGUUCAAAAGAACAUGAAGUGCAAAGAAGCUCCUUGUGAUCCAGAGAAAUAUGGAAUUGCUUGCUUCAAUCACCCAAAGAACCGAGAACGACGAGAGGGAGAAUUCGAGCGAGCUCUCAAGACUGUUGAGCGACGAUCUGUUGAAGAAGAGCGCGGAAAGAAGAAAAAGAACCAAAAGAACGAGGACUACAACUCUGUCGGUUUCAGGCGAUGUACUGCCACCUGUAACAAUGGUUACGUUAUGCAGGGUUCCACAAUGGCUAUCUGUAAUAUGGACAGCGGAAUUUGGGAAGUCGUCCCAGGAACUUGCAUGGCUACUUAUGGUGGCCGCGAAACUGUCAGCUGUGUUGCUCCACAAGCUCUUGACAACGGCAAAUGGAAAUGUAAACUUACCACUAACGAAGCAGCUAUGCGUGGUGAAGAAUUCGUCUCGAUUUCUGAGGAAGAGGAGGAAGAGUUCAACAACUACAACAAACAAGCGAUGUCUCAAGUUGCUGAGCGAGGUCUUUGGGAUAUUGUGCCUGAUCAUGAAGAAAGCAGAAAGCGACGAUCUACCGAUGCCCAGUGGGGUAACCAACUUGCUCGAUUUGCGUCGACCACUUACCUCGUCUGCCAGAUGAAAUGUAACAGUGGAUUUGUUCCUAAACAGGCGAACUCUGUCAAGAUCGGCUGUCGACAAACAGAUACUGAAUGGAUCAAGCCUUACUCGAAGAGCGUCCACCGAUGUGUUCCUGAGCCACCACCACAACCACCAAAGAAAGAAAUCGUCGACCAGUGCCAGCGAAAACCUGGUAAAGUCAAGAACGGUGCGUAUAAGAACUGCGAGGAGAAAGAUGGCAAGAUCACGUGCCGACUUCAGUGCAAGGCUGGUCAUGUUCCAGAAGGCAAAGCAAAAUGGGCUUGCAAGGAUGGAGUCGUCACCAGUCCACCAACGCAGUGCGUAAAACUUCAGGCUCCAGAGAGACAAGCUGAUUGCCAGACACCUAAUGUCAAGAAUGGUCAAUACAUCUGCAACUGGAGUGUUGCUUGUAUCGACGAGACUCUUGGAAAGGAGUGUGUCAGAAAAUGCAAGCUUAAGUGUGACUCAGGCUUUGAACCACUUGAUGGUGCCAAGGACGCCGUGUGCGACCGAUCCUCAAAGACUUGGAUCAAACCAAUCAGUGUUUGCGUCCCAGAGAACUUCGAAAACGACGGAAGUGUUGUCAUUACUUCUCCUAAAGAAGUCGUCUGGAAAGCUGAAACCGAUGAUCUUACCGAAGCUGUCGCUGAAGUUGAAGCCACUCAAGCUCCAACUGAGGCUCCUACUGAAGCGCCCACUGAAGCCGCAACUGAAGCUGCUCCUGAAGAAGACCGAUCCGAGUUUGAUGAGUCUGCUGAUCGAGGAGAAAAGGGCAAAAAGAACAAAAAGAAGAAGGAUAAGAAAGCUAAAAAGGACAAGAAAAAGAAGGACAAAAAGAACAAGAAAAAGAAGGGUGGUGACGACUCUGAGAAGGAUCACCCUGACUGCGGCUGGGGAUAUGGAACCUGUCCACCAGUCAAGGGAAAGAAUGUCCAAGCUUGCUUACCAGAAUCGCCAAUCUAUGAUCAAGGCAAAGAGAAACUUACCGAGUCAGGCAAGGUCGGCUGGAACUGCCAAGGUGAUGGAGUCAGCGAAGGUACUCGCUGUUUCGCUAUCUGUGGACCUAGUGCCGUCCGAGCUAUGCAAGUCAGCCCAGAUUUCGAUUUGGAAUGUGGCUGCCGAAUGCGUAAAGAUGUCAACGGACAGAUCGCCAAAAUGUGCACAUGGAAGGGCAAGAUCAAGACUCAUUGCAACAGAAUGAUGUGUCCACCACUUCGACCAGUCAAGAAUGGCCAGUACAUUGCAACAAGCAAGGCUGAAAAGAAACAAAUGGCGCGUGCCCGACAAUUUUCCAAUGGCGAAAUUUCCCUCGCUCAGGCUGGCUCCAUCCUUCAAGCUCGAUGGGGUAAGGAGUUCAAGAGCUGCCCAACUGGAGUCGCUAUUCCCAAGACCAAGGUCGAAUGUACUCUUCAAUGUGAUGCCGGAUUUGUUCUCGGAAUCUCAAAAGAUGGAUCCAUCAAAAAGACCAACAGCCAAAAGGCCUCAUGCUCCUGUCAGCCAACUCCAAAUCGCGCUCCAGGCUAUGUCUGCAAGUGGGAACACAAGGCUGACGUUUGCGUCCUACCCUCAGAAACCGGCAAGCAAAACAAGAAGAAGAAGACCAAGGGUUAA